This is a messenger RNA of Rotaria socialis, 1560 nucleotides long. Lineage: Eukaryota; Metazoa; Rotifera; Eurotatoria; Philodinida; Philodinidae. The record is from the annotation of a GenBank genome assembly.
AUGAAAUGUUCAUCUAUUCGAUUGACUGAUUUACCUGAUGAAAUUCUUAUGAUUAUUUUUAAAAAAUUAGACAAUAUUACAUUACUUUACUCUUUAUCAGGUGUUAAUAGAAAUUUAAAUAAACUAAUAUAUGAUUUUAUGUUUACGAAUCGUUUGACUUUGCUACACUGUGUACCAAUUCGUUUGAUUAAACUAACAUCUUUGUCAAUUAAUUAUUUUUUUCCAUUACCUGAUCUGAUACUUAAUCGUUUUUGUUUGCAUAUUUUACCUGAAAUUCAUCAAAAAGUCAAAUGGCUUGAUCUUGAACAAUUAUCAAUGGAACGUAUUCUUUGUACUACAUAUUAUCCUAAUUUAUCUGGAAUUGGUUUAUAUAAUAUUGAUAUAGAAAGAGCUAUAAAUAUUUUUUCUGAUGAAUGUUUCUUCACUUGUACUUACAAAAAUCAAAUUUCAUCGCUUAUUAUCGAUAUUAAUACAAAUGGAGAACAAAGUCUAACAGGCAAUGAAAAUACACUUUUAUUCACGCGUAUAUUUACUACAUUUACUAAUUUACGAAUAUUAAAUAUUGGCCCAUCUUCAAUUUUUUAUCAACAUUUAUCCUUCGAUCUUUCACCUCCAACUGUUAUUUCUUCGACUUUAUUAGACUUACAUGUUUGUUUGAGUAGAUUUCAUGAUUGUCUUCAUUUGCUUGAUGGACGUUUCGAUCAGCUUCGUAUAUUCCAUGUUAAGAUUGAUUUUAUUGAACUUUCGAGUUUAAUAUUCAAUAAUAAGGAAAAAUUAUCUAAUUUAAGAUCGUUUACGCUUUUUUGUGAUGAUACAACAGAUGGUUAUUAUCAAUUAAUUUUACCACUAUUACAUCGAAUGCCGAGUUUAGAAGAACUUGAUUUAUCUCUUCUUGUUUGGACGGAUAACACAUUUAUUGACGGUAAUAAUUUGAAAUUCAAUAUUAUUCAUCAUAUGCCAUUAUUAAAAAAAUUUACAUUUAAUAUUCAUUCAUCCACUCAUUUUUAUAAUCAAGAUAAUUUACCGUCUAAUGAAUAUAUUCAAGAAACAUUAAAAAAUUUUGAAAAUAAACAAAUCAUUUCUUCUAUCGAUUAUUUUCAUGAAAAUAAAUACAGUGGAAUAUUUAACUCGGUUCGUCGAGUGUCACUAAUUGAUGAACGUUCUUUUGAACAUGAAUUUUUUCUUCGAAUUACUCAAUCCUUUCCAUUUAUGGAAAAAUUAACUUUAAUAAAUAAUAAGCGACAAAAUAAUAAACAAUUUAGAAAAUCGAAAAAUAUAAAUCAAGAUUUGCCAAUCAUUGAAUAUCCUUAUCUUAUUGAACUUGAUCUUUCUAAAGCUCAGAAAGAUUAUUAUGAACAAUUUUUAUUUUACACCAAAACAUGUUUACCAAAUGAUAUCCGUGUUAAUAUGGACUAUCGAUUAGUGAAAAAUGUUACACGAAACUUUAGAAGACCUACAACACGAAGUAAUUGUGCCAAAAUGGUUUUCAUAUAUUUUCUGAACAAAUCAAAAUUUCCGGAUCAUCUCAAGGACUUUUUUCCUCGUACGCUAAUAUGUUGA